UCAUUUUCUGAGAAAUGAAAGUUCAUCUGUCCAGCCCAGCCUCUUUCCUACAUCAUCCAGAACAGCACCGGUUAACAGCUGAUACCAACCGCAAAAACAUGGAGGAAGAAAUAUGUAAAUACAUCGUUAUGGGUGCAGGAGGUGUAGCUACUGUGGCUCUGACUCCUGCUCUUCUGGCUGCACUUGGCUUCACCACAACCGGAAUAGCAGCGGGCUCCAUUGCUGCAAAGAUGAUGUCUUCGUUUACCGUUUUCUAUGGAGGGGGGAUUCCAGCUGGAGGCCUGGUGGCAACCUUACAGUCUAUUGGUAUGACAGGACUAGGAUGGUUUGGAACUGGAGCUGUGGCUGGUGCUGGAAGUACAGUUGGCUGGAUGGUAUCAAAGAUUUGUAAUGUAAAUGUAACGGUGCAAGACAAUCCCUAGAAUGGAAAGGAACAUAUUUUCUCAUCUCCAGCAAAUUUACAAAUCCUGUUGUAUCCUGUAUAAUACACCAUAAUCAUGUCUCAAUUUAUUAGAUUCAGGAUUUAACAUAAGAAUGAUCUAAUACAACUGAAAGAAACGUAUUUUUUUAUUUUGUGUUAGGUGUCGGUCUUGCUGUUAGUAUUUUCUAAAUUAUGAGAUUAUGCUGCUUCUGCUCAUCCUUCUGUAAAGGCAAAAAAAUAAAGUUUGAAGCUUUGUAUAUUCUGUUGGGAAGAUACAAUAUGUAUAACUGCUCACAUUUGUGCUCAAUAAAUCAAUCAAUAUAAA
This is a messenger RNA of Girardinichthys multiradiatus, 746 nucleotides long. RefSeq names its product interferon alpha-inducible protein 27-like protein 2A. The transcript has 4 exons. The coding region runs from base 15 to 422 and encodes 135 amino acids. Gene Ontology annotation, biological process: apoptotic signaling pathway. Lineage: Eukaryota; Metazoa; Chordata; Actinopteri; Cyprinodontiformes; Goodeidae. The record is from RefSeq and is a predicted model, not a curated record. Gene Ontology annotation, cellular component: membrane; mitochondrion.